CAGUGAUCCACCGGCAUCAUGGCUUCCAUACUGGAGAGGAAGUGAUUUUAGUACACCCUAGAAGAAUUAGACAUUUUAGCAUUGAAAAUCUAACCGAGUGCUGCUCUUUCCAGACGCAGCGUGGGACAGAGGGGCAGGGGCUCUCCCUCCUUACCCCGGGCCUCCCCUAAAACCGGGAUAUAUUUUAAUUUUAUUGUGAAUUUGCCUUCAUAAAUCGAGAAAGAUGGCGGAGGUACCGGCGGAGUGCACCAUCAAAGUGAUGUGCCGUUUCAGGCCCCUGAACAGUUCCGAGGUGACCAGAGGGGAUAAAUACAUCCCGAAGUUUCAAGGGGAAGACAAUGUUGUCAUCGCGGGCAAGCCCUACAUGUUUGACAGAGUGUUCCAGUCCAACACGACACAGGAACAAGUGUACAAUGCCUGCGCUCAGAAGAUUGUCAAAGAUGUGCUGGAAGGGUACAACGGGACAAUAUUCGCUUACGGACAGACAUCAUCCGGCAAGACACACACCAUGGAGGGGAACCUCCAUGACACAGAUGGGAUGGGUAUCAUCCCCAGGAUCGUCCAGGACAUCUUCAACUACAUCUACUCAAUGGAUGAGAACCUGGAGUUCCAUAUCAAGGUUUCAUAUUUUGAAAUUUACUUGGACAAGAUCCGGGACCUUUUGGAUGUGUCAAAGACCAACCUGUCCGUGCACGAAGACAAAAACCGAGUACCGUAUGUGAAGGGCUGCACCGAGAGGUUUGUCUGCAGCCCUGAGGAAGUCAUGGACACCAUUGAUGAAGGAAAAUCGAACCGACACGUAGCAGUCACAAACAUGAACGAGCACAGCUCCCGCAGUCACAGCAUCUUCCUGAUCAACGUGAAGCAGGAGAACACUCAGACGGAGCAGAAGCUCAGUGGGAAGCUCUACCUGGUGGAUCUGGCUGGCAGCGAGAAGGUCAGUAAGACGGGAGCAGAGGGAGCAGUGCUGGAUGAGGCCAAGAACAUCAACAAGUCUCUGUCCUCCCUGGGCAACGUCAUUUCUGCCCUGGCCGAGAGCUCGGCGUACAUCCCCUACAGAGACAGCAAGAUGACCCGUAUCCUGCAGGACUCCCUGGGGGGGAACUGUCGAACCACCAUCAUCAUCUGCUGCUCCCCCUCCUCCUACAAUGAGUCGGAGAGCAAGUCCACCCUCAUGUUCGGACAGAGAGCGAAGACCAUCAAGAACACGGUGUGUGUGAACGUGGAGCUGACGGCCGAGCAGUGGAAGAAGAAGUACGAGAGGGAGAAGGAGAAGAACAAGACCCUGCGCAGCACCGUCACCUGGCUGGAGAACGAGCUCAACCGCUGGAGGAACGGAGAGAGCGUGCCGGUGGACGAGCAGUUCGACAAGGAGAAGGCCAACGCAGAGGUGCUGGCCCUGGACAACGUCCCAAACGACAAGCCCGCCUCCACGCCCAACGUCCCGGGGGUCCGUCUGACGGACGCAGAGAAGGGCAAGUGUGAGGCGGAGCUUGCUAAGCUGUACAACCAGCUGGACGACAAGGACGAUGAGAUCAACCAGCAGAGUCAGCUGGUGGAGAAACUGAAACAACAGAUGCUGGACCAGGAUGAGCUGCUGUCGUCGUCUCGCCGCGACCACGACAACCUGCAGGGGGAGCUGAACCGCCUGCAGGCGGAGAACGAGGCGUCCAAGGAGGAGGUGAAGGAGGUGCUGCAGGCCCUGGAGGAGCUGGCCGUCAACUACGACCAGAAGAGCCAGGAGGUGGAGGACAAGACCAAGGAGUUCGAGAUGCUCAGCGACGAGCUCAACCAGAAAUCGGUACGAGGCUGUGUCUCGUUGUUAGCAGCUUGUCUGGUUUGUCACUCCCAGCUGGUCCGUGACAAUGCUGACCUGCGCUGUGAGCUCCCCAAGCUGGAGAAGCGUCUGCGGGCCACGGCGGAGCGUGUCAAGGCCCUGGAGACGGCCCUGAAGGAGGCCAAGGAGAACGCCGCCCGCGACCGCAAGCGCUACCAGCAGGAGGUGGACCGCAUCAAGGAGGCCGUGAGGGCCAAGAACAUGGCCAGGAGGGGGCAUUCUGCUCAGAUCGCCAAACCCAUCCGCCCAGGGCAGCCCCCCGUGGCGUCCCCCACGCACCCCAACGUGAUCCGCAGCGGAGGGGGCCUCUACCAGAACAGCCAGGCUGUGGCCAUCAGGGGCGGAGGAGCCAAGCAGGACAAGAACAGCUGAAGACGGGAGGAUGACUCGCAUCAUCAUUGGAGGAGUGGCUUCUAUCACCAUGACAACCCGUCAUUCCAUCACACAGUGACCCACAGCCCCCUGCCAGCCCAGGCCUUGGUCUGGGGGGAGGAGUUUUGAAUAUAAAUAUAUAAAUAUUCAUGACCUGUACAGAUCUCCCCUCCGUGUUUCCUCCUCCUCUCUCUCUGUCCAUCUCUCCCCCCUCCCCCCCAUCUUUUUCUCUCUGUCUGCAACUAUACAAAAAAAAAAAGAAGAAAUGGGAUUUAAUAUUCAGUGAAACACAAGACCUUGUCAUCCAGCACAGAGCAGAGCACAGUCUUGGCCAAAGGAUCCACGUAUAUUUGACCUGAUGUGUAGCUUUGUUUCGUUGCACAGUUUGUCCUAAGUAGUCUGCUGUACCAAGCUGAAUGUACUAUACUGAUGUCUGAAUAAGAAAAUUAGACAACAAAAAAAAAUCUUUAAUACAGCAGGAGAAAAUCCUACCACAUGUUCUGUCGAGGCUAACCUGUACAUUUUAUCAUUCUUUUUUUGUUCUUUAUUUUGGUUGUAUCACACUUUCUCUGGGUAGAUUUUACAUGCUUCUUAAAAAAAAAAAAAAAAAAAAAAUACGGUUUGAAUUGACUAGUUGGCAUUGAGCACUACUUGUCCUGUCCUGUUGUACAGAUGGAAAACUUCACUACAGCGCCACAUACUUCCUUAAGAGGUGUUUGGGUUUGAAAAUGCCAAGACGUGCAGCAGUAAAUGUAUUUAACUUGAGUACCUGUGGAGGCCAAUGUUUCUAUCGUUAAAAUAUAUAUACAUAUAUAUAUAUAUAUAUAUAUAUAUAUAUAUUAAAAAAGCAAAUGAAAAUUGGUGGUCACAAGAAAGAGGCUAAGCAGUGGGGGUGUGUGAAGUGGUGAGAGAAUGAUCCGGAUGAAACCCUACCUUUAUCUCAACCUAUUCCAAGUCGAUUAAUGAACCGUUUUACUCCUGUGGUUUCAAAUGCAGUGUUGCUGAUAAUCUGCUCCUAGACAAGGGGUAGACUGAGAUGGUGCACGCGCUUGUCCUGUCCUAGCUUUGCCGUUUUCACACACAAACGUUCUCUUGAGAGAAGUAGAAUUUGGUUUUGGCUUAUGGCUGGAACCAUUUUAAGUGUAAAAUAGCUUCUCAGUAUAUAACUGUUUGUUUUUUUAAAUCUAGGGUGCCUCACUUUAGAUCCCCCCCCACAAUUCCUGAAUACAACCUUUAUGUUGAAAGUAGAUUUAGUCAACAGUUGCUACCUACCUGUUAACCUUUUCUACUGGAAGUGCAUUUGAAUGAAAGGCAGCAUUGGAUUGGCCCCGGCCCUUGCCACUGAUCAGCCAAUCAGGUGAAGCAGGGCUAUGGGCAAGGCAAUUAAGUUAUCAAUUGGAAAAGCUUCCUUUAAGUAUGACCUUGAAAUACUAAACUAAAAGUUUGUUAUAGAGUUUGGUAGGAUUUAGUAUGCUGGCCAACAAUCUAGGGAACAGAUGCCCCCUCUCACCUAUUGUUGUCCUGUCAAAUCUGAAGCCUUUGCAAAAACUGCAGUGAUACAAAGCAUGAAACCAUCUUGUGAGUGCAAUAUAGGCAUACAAAUAUUGUAUAGCCACGAUUGUUAGGUAUGACCAGGAUGAGGUGUGUUUUGUUCCGUUUUUAUAGUCUGCUACGACAAGCCCUUUCAGAAUUUAACUUUUAUUGUUUCGUCUUGAAUAUGUAGGCUAUUUAAUUAAUAACAUUUGAGAAUUCUUCUGAAACAUCGGACCUGUGUUUCGAAUACACUCCAAGCCCCUUGUCUUGAGGGAGAGAAAUUGUAAACUAUUUCCAAAAAGCCUGAUAGCGGAAUGGUGUUACUAUGUUUACAUGAUCGGUUUAGCGUUAUUAUGUAGAGGCUAGAAUUGGAGGCGUUGCCCGAAACUGCGUCAGGACAGCGCUGUGUCCAUCCCGUCUUUCUCAAUGUAACUUCAGAGCAGUACACUCGCAGUAUGGUCUUCAUACCCCGUCUUAACCUGCCCGUGGUCCCACUUUAAGUGAUAUGAAAUGGGAUGAGGGGAGGAGGUAAACCACAUUCACCUGUUCAUGGUAUGACACCAAAUUAAAUUAGUUUGCAUUGAUUCUAAAGAAAGAAAGAAAAAAAACCGCGUAGCCACUUUUUAUUACUGUGUAAUAGUUGCUCAAUUCCUAAUUGACAGUAAGGAUUU
Osmerus eperlanus (European smelt) is the source of this 4413-nucleotide messenger RNA. RefSeq names its product kinesin-1 heavy chain-like. The coding region runs from base 224 to 2209 and encodes 661 amino acids. The transcript is spliced from 17 exons. NCBI's taxonomy places the organism in Eukaryota, Metazoa, Chordata, Actinopteri, Osmeriformes, Osmeridae. Gene Ontology annotation, molecular function: ATP binding; microtubule motor activity; microtubule binding. Gene Ontology annotation, cellular component: microtubule. The record is from RefSeq and is a predicted model, not a curated record. Gene Ontology annotation, biological process: mitotic cell cycle; microtubule-based movement.